This is a messenger RNA of Knipowitschia caucasica, 417 nucleotides long. The record is from the annotation of a GenBank genome assembly. Lineage: Eukaryota; Metazoa; Chordata; Actinopteri; Gobiiformes; Gobiidae.
AUGCGCAUCAGCUAUCUGGCUGUUUCUGCUUCGCCGAAGUCUGAAACACACACAAAUGGACUUGAUGAAAAGACUAACCACAACAUCAAGAGAGCUGUAAUGAAGUUGGUCAAUGACCAGCAGAACAACUGGGACACGUUCCUGGAUGCCACCCUGUUCUCCUUAAGGUCCAAAGUGCACACCUCGACAAAACACACGCCGUUCCAGCUCAUGUAUGGAAGGGAGGCUGUGUUCCCCUCAGAGGUGCCUGUAGAUUUUCCUCUUUCUAUAGUGCUUCCAGAUGAGGAUGACAUCAACAAAUUCAAGAAAGGACACUCGAGGGGUCACAUUGGCUGUCAGAUGAAGUCAUUGAUGCUUAUCUUCAUGUGCUGGUGGACAAAGAAGAGAAACCUGUUUGCCAUCUCACUGCAGUGGUAG